GGGAAGGGACCGGGCAGGUCUUCGGCGUUGUCGGCCUGGGUGGCGGGCGACUGUCACGGGUGAGGGGGAAGCUCUUCUCGCCGCCGGCUUGGGCAGCUGUGCCUGCCCUCCGGCCAGCCCAGAGCGUCACCCGCCGACGGGGUCCCCUGAGCGGUCUGGGUUGAGCCUUUUAGUUAUCGAAGUGUUGCUCCUCCCGGUACUCGGUGUCUAAGGAUUGCUGGAAGGAGGACCUGUGCAGCUAAAAAUUAAAAUAGUAUGGCGUAUAUGAAGAGUUACUUUGCUGGCAAAGCCACUCAGCCAAGCACGCACAGUCCAGGAGGUUACUACAGAAUGUUGAUGACAACUUCCUGUCACAAAUGGUGGAGGAGCUAAUGAGGAGAGAUAUGCUACUGGACCUUGUGCUAGCAAAUAAAGAAGAUCUGGUAGGGGAUAUGAAGGUUGGAGGAAACCUUGGCUGCAGUGACCAUGCGAUGAUAGAGUUCAAGAUCCUGUGUGGAAGAAGCAGAGCACCAAGCAAGACCAUGACCUAGGACUUCAGACGAUUUGACUUUGGCCUCUUCAAAAACCUGCUUGGAGGGAUCUCAUGGGAUAGAAUCGUAGAUGGUAGAAGUGCCCAUAAAAGCUGGUCAGUCUUCAAGAACCACUUCCUCCAAGACCAAGAUCAGCAUGUCCCCACAAGUAGAAAAUGAGGAAAAGGAAGCAGAGGCCCAUAUGGAUGAAAAAAGAACUACUGGAACUAUUUAAGAAGAAUAAAGAAAUCUAUGUAAGGUAUGCUUUGACUGUGGAGCAAAGAACCCUAGCUGGGCCAGCAUAACAUAUGGAGUUUUUCUCUGCAUUGAUUGUUCAGGGACCCAUCGAUCACUUGGUGUUCAUUUGAGCUUUAUACGAUCUACAGAACUGGAUUCCAAUUGGUCUUGGUUUCAGCUGAGAUGCAUGCAAGUUGGAGGAAAUGCAAAUGCUUCUGCUUUUUUCCAUCAACAUGGAUGCACAACAAAUGACACAAAUGCAAAGUAUAACAGUCGUAGUGCUCAGCUUUACAAGGAGAAGAUUAAAUCUCUUGCAGCACAGGCUACAAGAAAGCAUGGUACUGAUCUGUGGCCAGAUGGAUGUGGAAUGCCACCUGUGUCACCUCAAAACAAAGAGGAAGACUUUUUUGCAUCCCAUGUUUCUCCCAAGGCAAAGAAUACAGAAUGGGUGUUAUCAAAGCCAGCUCCUCUACAGCAGAAAAGUUCAGAAAACAUUCCAGAAUGCUAUGAAGAACCAGAACACGGACCAAGUGUUGAUUGCCUUAGUACAUCACCAAAAGCGGCAUUAGAGAACACCACUUUCAUAAAAAAGAAGCCAAAUCAAGCUAAGAAAGGGCUUGGUGCCAAAAAAGGUGGCUUGGGGGCACAAAAAGUGAGCAGCCAAAGCUUUAAUGAGAUUGAAAAACAAGCACAAGCUGUAGAUAAAAUGAAGGAACAAGAGGAUCUUCCUAGCAGUAAGAAAACUGAAAACAAAGAGCCACUUGUAUCAUCUUUACGAUUGGCCUACAGAGAUCUUGAUAUUAAAACACAAGAAGAAAAGUUCAAUCUAUCUGGUAAGAAGAAAAACGAACUGGAAAGACUUGGCAUGGGAUUUGGCAGCAACAGAAGUGGCAUUUCUCACUCAGUCACCUCAGAUAUGCAAACAAUAGAGCAGGAAACACCUGUAAUUGCAAAGCCAAAGAAAAGGUACACUGAUGAUAUAGAAGACUCAUACUUCUCUUCUAGUUCAAGAUACUAUGAUACUUCAGAUUUGAGGAGCACUUUCUAUAAAUGGGAUGACAAUUCAGAUUCUUUUUGGAAGAAAGAAAAUAAUAGUAGAGAUGUUGACACAAUGUUAACUUCAAAAAGUACAGGAUUUUCAGACAGGCCUGCAUCUCGUUGUAAGACUGAGUACGAACCAUCUUUAAACACAGAUGAGGCACAAAAAAAAUUUGGCAACGUAAAAGCAAUUUCAUCAGACAUGUAUUUUGGAAGGCAAGAUCAUGCUGAUUACGAAACAAGGGCUCGGCUAGAAAGACUUUCUGGAAACUCAUCUAUAAGUUCAGCUGACUUGUUUGAAGAUCAGAAAAAACAGCCAACAGGAACCUACAAUAUUACAAAUAUCUUGCCUUCAGCUCCUGAUAUAGCUCAGUUUAAACAAGGAGUGAAAUCAGUGGCUGGAAAACUUUCUGUACUUGCUAAUGGGGUCAUGACAUCUAUACAGGAUCGAUAUGGUUCAUAACAUCUUUUGUAUCAACAUUAUUACACUAAAGAAGGAUUUCUCUUCAGAUAUACGAGUAAUCACACUGCUGAAUCGAAUGAAGGUUGCCUUAAGACUGUGGAUAUUUUCACUUGUUCUAGUAUAUUUGUUUCCUUGUGCAGCUUUCUGGCUCAACCCCUUCUUGCUGCUAUUUCAUCUUCACAGAGCAGAAAUCUUGUAGUAACUUGUUACAUUGGAUAUCCCUUUUUUUUUUUUGCUUCACUCUUUUAGUUUUGUAUUUCUUAGUGACCUUAAUGUUAGAUGUUGGAAGCUGUUUUGGCUGUGAGGCAGGAAAGAGAAAGAAAAGUGGAUGUGUGCAUUGGAAAUGAGGCUUCCUAAUAGAAACCUGUGCAAUUGCGUCCUUAAUUGCCAGAUGUAACUUCUCCUGACUGUCUUAGGAGCUGUGGAGAAGACGACAUAUAUUAAGCAUAUGCUGAGGUGGUGUUCAGUGGACUGUAACAAAAUAUAGAAUUAAGUUAAACCUACAUUUAUCAGGAAAUAGAGGUUCUUGCAGUCAUAAAUGUUUGUGCAUUAAAAGGAUGGGGAAUUAGUGUUUUAAAACAAUAUUCCUGCUAUGCUUAGACAUGAAGUAUGGAGAAGACAAACACGUGUCAUGUUGAAUAGUGGAUUUCAUAUCGUUGUGGGAACAAUCUAUUCCUAGUUUUAAAGUUACAAAAACUGCAAUAUAAAAUCCUUAAGUGCUUUUUAAAAAUCUAUAUUGUGUACAAAUUGAAAAGAAAUUUUAAAUAUAUAAAGGGCCUGAUAGAGUAGUUAAUUAAAUACUUGUUUAAAAUGUUUAGAACAAUCUUAGGUUAUUUUGAUAAAUUAUGAAAUAUGGAAUGGGGAAACAGUGGGGCUGUGUUUUAGGCAAUCAUUUUAGAAUUUCUUGCUGGUGUCAUCCUGUAUAAAAACGAUUAUGACCUUAAAGAAAAUAAAACUCACAACCAAGAAAGAGCUCAAGCUAAUUCCAUUCUGUAACUUUUUCUUAACUCAAAUUUGUAAACGGAUAUCUAGUAAAAACAAUUGAUAAAACCUCAUUUUUAAAUUAAAUUUCUAUGUAUAGACACCAGACUCCAACUUUCUAAAUAUUACCAUCUAUAUACUCUGUUUAUACAAUGGUCUGGUAAAAUUAGCCUUUCAUUUCAAUUAGUGAAACUAGCUUUCUCACCAAAUUGCUGUAGUGAUUUAGAAAUCGGAAAAGUAAGACUAGGGUAGAAAAUAAGCUACUGCACUGAAAUUAUGUGUUGAAAUGCAGUUCACAGUACAACUCUAGUCAUAUCUAACUCUUAGUUCUGGUAACUUUCUCUUGUGGCUGUCAUGUUUAGAUGUAUUAAUCCAAAACCAACGUUGCUGUUUUAAGAUUAGUACAAGAUAAGCAUUUGUUCUGCUUAACUCUAGAGCUUUACAAUAAAGGGCUUGUUUAGUUUUUUCCAAAAUCAUAUAGAUAUGAUUUUGCUCAUAUAACAAGAAAAUGGACUGGGCAGGGUUUGCUUUUGUUUUCUCUGGUUACGGGUGAUGAUUCUCAGUUUUCAAACUACUCUUUCAGUGAAGUGUACACACAGUAGUAAAUUUAUUACAAGUAAUAACUGAUCUGAAUUUCCAAGUUACAAUACACCAGUGGCAUCCAGUGACUGGCAGAAGAGCUGCUCCUCCAAUAACCAGGCUGCAAAUUUAGGCAUUUAUCGAUGCAGUUGCUUACAUUUCAAGGCAGCAAAGUAUGAUAAAAUGAAGUUCUUGUAUGUAGCAGUGUGUGAGAUCACCCACACUGAAGUAUUUGUGUGCAUGGGUUUUUUUUUUAUGCAUCACUGCAAUACAGCAAACCACCCACAGAUGGAAAAAGUAAAAAAGAAAAGAAUGUUUUCAGUACAAAAUAGGAAGAUAUUCUAGGAGGAAACAAUUACAUGGUCAUCUUAAAUGCUAUAUACAACAUAUACAACUCUCUAACAGAUGUAUAAACUUUUUCCCCUUUGCUGCAAUCUGGAAAUUAUAGCACAGAGUUUUCUGCCAGGUAAACAAUAAUUCCAGUAUUUUGGGGAAUAUUGUGCAGUUCAACAUAAGUUAGAUGUGCUGUUGCAGAUUCUCUCUGGCAACCUGUGUAGCUCUGAUACAUUCCCUUGAUGUUCUCUUGACAUAAUAGCUGGGUGAAUAUCUCUUGACUCCUCCUUACACAUGUUUGUGUCUUUAAUAAACCCAUGAGGUGUCACUGUGUUUCUUGAAAUAGAAGUGGGGAGGGGUUGGCAUGUAAACUGGAAAGGACAGCUUUAACUCUUCUAGUUUCCUGGGAAUUCAGAAUGCCAUGACACUUCAGAUACUGCAGGAUUUGAUUGGACUAGAAAAAGUCUAAACCUAAAAUUAGAUUUGCAUUCCUGCUUUCUGGUAUGACUUUUUCCUUUCUCUCAUCUUUUGGUUUCAGGCACACUUGUCCACUUCUGGUUUUAGAAGAAGGUGUGAUAAAACCACAUAUUGGAUGUGUUCUUGUGGCAUAUUUCCAAGUGAAACUUGGCAUUGGUCACCACUUGUGUGUUGUUGCAGUUCUUUCCUUCAUCCACUCUUACUGUUACACAUCUUGCUGUUUCAGAGAUGGAACUGAAUGACAGCAGCAGCAACUGUGAGGUGUUACACUUUCCCCUGCUUAAAGCCCAGUAAGGACACUGAAUCUGAAGGAAAGGGAAAAUCCUUCCCUGAGAAAACUGUGAAGGGAACCCUGUUACCAUUUGUUUUCUUCCUUUCUGCAAAAUGGGAAAUGCUCAAUGCUGUCAUUCUGAUUUGCUUCAUGUCAGUUUGUUACACUGCUGAGAAGCAAUUCCAGAAUAAUUUUGAUGCUGAUUUAAGCUUUUUGUUUAAAAACUAUUGUAGUGCAAGUCAAGGGACUCCAUAGCAUAGCUGUCUCAAUGUUGCUUUAGCUACGUUUAGUGCUGCUCAUGUCCUGCUCUUGAGACAAAGAAGUCCAGCUGUCAUUGUAAAUCAAAGAUGAAUCAAAGGUGAAGCUGAAAACCACAUAAAAUGGUGUGUGCUUGACUUGGUUUUGAGUGGCUUCUACAUUAAUUAGCUUUUUUGCAUAUCCAUACAUAUGAGACUAGAUUCUCUCUAAUCAGUAAUGGUCAAUAGGUGUCCUACAGACCUGAAGAUUGCCAAGGAUGCAGAAAAAUUGCACCCAUCCUUUGUUCUGCUGCUCACAACUUCAAACAGUAGCACUGGUUUUGUCUUCUUGCAAGGCCAGCUGCUACUGUCAGAAUAUGUUAAUUCGAAUUUUAUUGCUUCAAAUUUGCUCAUGGUGUCUACUAUUGACUUCAAAAGAAGUCUAGUCCCGUGGUCUCCUGCACAAAGCAGAAUGCUCUCAUGAUUCUUUUACAACUUCAAUUUCUGUGAGACUUUUACUUCCCUUUCCACGCUGAACAACGUUGCCCCUUUCCCAAGAUGGUGUGAAAAUAGAGAAGUGUAGCCCUAUUGAAGCAAUUCAAAAAGCCUUGUGGUGCUUGGAGAGUAAAUAGAGGGUUGUCUCCAUCCUAUUUGCAAACUAUACAAGAACAGUUUUACCCCUGUUGUGCAAGUGUCAUGGUUUGGCACAGCAGCACCAUGACAGUCUCUCGCUCCGUGCCCCCAUUCACCCCUACCCUCAUUAGUAUGGUAGAGGCCCCAGCGAAAUGGGAGGAAAAAGAUAAGCAAGAUUGUUGUGGAUUAAGACAAGGGCAGGGAAAGCUCGCUGCCAGUUACCGUUCUGGGCAAAAGAUACUCCAGUACUCAGAGAGGAAAGCAGAAAAUUUUAUUCUACAAGAAACAGAACGGAGUAAAAGCCAAAAGGGAGUAGGAUGAUGAGAAAAUUACAACCAGCACUUUAAGAUCUCCCUCCCCUAUCCCUCCUUUCUUCCCAGGCCCAGCUCACUGCUCCUGAUAUUUCUGCCUCCUCCCCCCUGAAUGGCUCAGAGGGGCAGGGAGGGGGGCAUGUGGUCAGUCUCUUACAGAUGGGCUCUGCCACUUCUCUCUGCUCAGAUGAGGAUGCCUCCUGGCAUUCUUCUCCUGCUCCAACAUGGGGUUCCUCCCCUGGGACACAGUCCUUAAUGAACUGUGUGGGUUCUUCCCAGCAGCUGCAGCUUCUGCCGAUACAGGUUCCCUCACACAGGACGCAGUCCUUAGUGAAUAUCUCUGGUGUGGAUUCUUUGCCACGGUUGCAGUUUCUGCAGUUAUAGGGUCCCUCUCACAGGACUUGACCACUUCUGGGCAUAUGUUUGAUGAGCUGCUUUGUCGUGGGUUCCUUCCCACAGUUACUGCUGUGGAUAUUGGGUCUCUUCCUCGGGACACGGCCUGCUCUGGCCAUAGUGAUAAAGGAUCCCUUCGUCGGGACAUGGUCUCCUCCGGCCAUAGUUUUAAAGAAGAGAAUCACUGCCCCUGGCUCAGGGUCUGUAGUGAAGUGAUUGAGUCCCUCCCACGGGACAUGGCCUCCUCCAGCCAUAGUCACUGUCCCUGACUCGGGGCUUUUAAUGAAGUGACUCACUGCCCCUGGUCCAGGGCCAGCUUUAGCAAAAUGAGUCUCUGCCCCUGAUAUGGGAUCAUUAUCAAAAUGAGUCCCUGCUGCUGAUGUGGGAUCUUUAAAGAAAUGCAAAUCUCAGCUUCACCAGUUCUCUCCAUAGAAUGCAGGGGAGUCUCUGCUGCAGCACACCUCCUCUCUUUCGUCACUGACCUUGGAGUCUGCAUGAUUGUUUCUCUCACUGUUCCUACUGCUUGCACCACCAUCAGCCAGAGGAAGAAGGGACAGGAAAAAAAGGAAGAAGAAGGAGGAAGAAACCUCUUCUGACUUCUUAAAAAGUGAUCAUGGAGGCGUCUAAUUGGCUCAGCCCCAGAAGUGGGUUUGGCUCAGAGCUGGGGAGAGAGUUGCGAGCAACUUUUUACAGGAGCCAUCUUUACAGCCCAUUCGCCCUUAUCAGAAAAGGCUGUCAUGUCAAACCAUGACAUUAAGUCUCUGAGGGUGCACCUUCUUCAACAACAUCUCCUUUUAGAGAGUGGAAAAAAGGAAAGGAGCAACAGAGGACAUGGAACUUCUCUCCACCUUCAGUUUGGCUUGCAACACUUCCUUCUUCACUUGUAGCUUUGGAUUUCCUGUGGUUAGUGUGACCUUUCUGUUCUCUUCAGAAUUUGAUCCUACAGGUAGCUAUUUCUGUGUCUUAGCUGGUGAGAAUUUCAAUUGGUUGCCUACUUAGGAACAUCUGUUGCCACUAGAAAAAACCCACUUUGCCUGAUUGCUGGUGACACCAGAAGGUGGUGAGGGUCUCCCAUAGUGCUGUGUCAUCAACAGCAUCUAAAGGAUGUAGAGGGCACCUAGACUGGGCCCCAUGAGUAGGAUGGAUGUCUACUGAUGCUCCAUACGUUUACAGUAAGGACUUCUAAAUUUCCUCUGAAUUAGGAGAUAGGGAAGCCACAGCUCUUCCAUACCCAGAUUGAGAGUGAAGAAAAUAAUUAUGUUGUUACUAGGUGGAUUUGAGAAGACGCGCAGCAGGAUUGUCCAUGAGACACACAGUGCAGAAGAUCGGGUGAUGGGAACAUUCCUGUGCCACUCCAGACUUCUCACUGGCAGAGUGUGAGAAGCUGGAAAGUUCUUGACAUCAUAGUCUUAGCAAUGACUAAAACCAUCAAUGUGUAAUCAACAUUAUUCUCAUGCCAAAUCCAGAACACAACCCUCUACUGUACCAACUACUAGGGAGAAAAUUAACUCUUUCCUAGGAAAAAACAGGGCAGAAGCUCACAUUGCUUGGUCAUGAGAUAACAUUUUCAAUUCUGCAUAGGAAUCACUUUAAAGAGCUGACGUAGAGCUGCAUUUCUGAAGUAUAACAGCCAGACAUUUCUUUUCCAGUUUUCUCAUUAUAUUGAUGUGAUUUUCUGCAUUCCUUUCUGGUAAUAUUUAAUGUGCACAUAAUGUCUCCUACUUGUCUGACAGUUCUUUCCUGUUUAUACAAAAAUUACUUGGUAGGAUAAUAAUUUGUGACUAAUACAAUUACAAAUGUAAGCAAUUCUGGGAGAUCCAGAAGCAUUAAUAGGGCACUUUGGAGACACGCAGUUCACAAGAAGCUUGACCAAGUGGAAGUAAAUAGACUGUAUUGUAUUUGUGGCAGGCUGGACUGCAUAUAUUUUCUGGUCUGCAUUUGUCACUCAUCACUUUCAGUGUCUGAAGAUGAAUAAUAUAUUCUGUAAUAUUAAAUCA
Messenger RNA from Colius striatus (speckled mousebird), 8458 nucleotides. RefSeq names its product ADP ribosylation factor GTPase activating protein 3 (gene ARFGAP3). Gene Ontology annotation, molecular function: GTPase activator activity. Gene Ontology annotation, biological process: COPI coating of Golgi vesicle. The record is from RefSeq and is a predicted model, not a curated record. The transcript is spliced from 17 exons. The coding region runs from base 934 to 2247 and encodes 437 amino acids. Lineage: Eukaryota; Metazoa; Chordata; Aves; Coliiformes; Coliidae.